Messenger RNA from Leopardus geoffroyi (Geoffroy's cat), 4259 nucleotides. It is a transcript of the gene PPP6R1, whose product is annotated as protein phosphatase 6 regulatory subunit 1. Gene Ontology annotation, molecular function: protein phosphatase regulator activity; protein phosphatase binding. Gene Ontology annotation, cellular component: nucleus; cytosol. The transcript is spliced from 24 exons. Lineage: Eukaryota; Metazoa; Chordata; Mammalia; Carnivora; Felidae. Bases 783 to 3416 code for a protein of 877 amino acids. The record is from RefSeq and is a predicted model, not a curated record.
AACUUGGGGCGGUUGUGUCCUCCAGGGGACAUUUGGCAAUGGCAGGAGGUGCCGAUUGUUAUGAGGAAGGUGCUACUGGUGGGUGGAGGCCAGGGAUGCUGCUGGACGUUGUACAGUGCAUGGGACAGCCCCCGCCACAGACUAUUUUCCAGCCCCAGAUACCAGCAGUGCUGCGGCACAGAAACCCUGCUGUCUAGCUUGGGUGUCGUGUACAGUUUUGCCUUAUCUGCCCCGUUGGUACUCGUGAUUGGCUGUGUGUUCUGACUUGUGUAUUUUGAUUUAUUUUAGUAUUUUCAGGGAUUUUUGUUGGUUCGUCUACAGUUUCUCUGCAUCAGAGGAGAGCCCUCUGGUUCCCGCCUACCCCGAUCACCAGCACUUUUUCAGGGUCUAUGGGAAGUGCCUUCAACAGGUCACGCUCCCCCUCUGGACUUGAGGUGUUUUUUUUUUUUAAUAAGUAUCUCUAGCUGUGGGCCCGGCCUUAUGCUAAGUCCCGGUAAGUUGGCAUCUUGCAGAGGGAGGCAGGUGACCGAACAGGCAGAUCCUGUCACAGAGCGCUCGGAUGCUGUCACAGGGUGACCACGGAAGCUGUGGAAGUGUGGAGCAGGCCCCUAACGAAGUCAGGGGAGGCUUCUUGGAGGAAGUGGUGUCUGUGCUGAAGCCUGAAGGACCCAGGAGGAGCUAGUCAGGCCCAAAGAGCUGGAGGGAAGGCAGAGGGAGCAGCCAGCCAGGGCAGAGGCAAGGGUGCCCACGAGCAGCCAGGUGUGGCGGGAGUGUUGAGCACCAUGCGGGUUGCAGCAAGAGAUGAGGGCGCCAUGUUUUGGAAGUUUGACCUGCACACGAGCUCACACCUCGACGCGCUGCUGGAGCGGGAGGACCUAAGCCUGCCCGAGCUACUGGAUGAAGAGGACGUGCUGCAGGAGUGCAAGGUCGUCAACCGCAAGCUGCUGGACUUCUUGCUGCAGCCGCCGCACCUGCAGGCCAUGGUGGCCUGGGUCACCCAGGAGCCGCCCGCCAGCGGGGAGGAGCGGCUACGCUACAAGUACCCGAGCGUGGCCUGCGAGAUCCUGACCUCAGACGUGCCCCAGAUCAACGACGCGCUGGGUGCCGACGAGUCCCUCCUGAACCGGCUCUAUGGCUUCCUGCAAAGCAGCGGCAGCCUCAACCCACUGCUCGCCAGCUUCUUCAGCAAGGUCAUGGGCAUCCUUAUCAACCGCAAGACAGACCAGCUCGUGUCCUUCCUGCGGAAGAAGGACGACUUCGUGGACCUGCUGCUGCAGCACAUCGGCACCUCGGCCAUCAUGGACCUCCUGCUGCGUCUCCUCACCUGCGUGGAGCGGCCGCAGCUGAGGCAGGACGUGGUCAACUGGCUCAAUGAGGAGAAGAUCGUGCAGCGGCUCAUUGAUCAGAUCCACCCGUCAAAGGAUGACAAUCAACAUUCCAAUGCGUCCCAGUCCCUGUGCGACAUCAUCCGCCUGAGCCGGGAGCAGAUGAUCCAGGUCCAGGACAGCCCAGAGCCUGAUCAGCUGUUGGCCACCCUGGAGAAGCAGGAGACGAUCGAGCAGCUCCUAAGCAACAUGCUGGAGGGAGAGCAGAGCCAGUCUGUCAUCGUGAGCGGGAUCCAGGUGCUGCUGACCCUGCUGGAGCCCAGAAGGCCAAGGUCUGAGUCUGUGACCGUGAACAACUUCUUUAGCAGUGUGGACGGGCAGCUGGAGCUCCUGGCCCAGGCGACCCUGGACAGCACCACGUCCAGUGUAGGCGCCCUGCACGCCCUGCGCCCACGCCUUGGCCGUUUCCACCAGCUCCUGCUUGAGCCCCCCGAGCUGGAGCCGCUGCGUACUACGUGGGGCAGCCUGGCCCCACCACUGGGCAACACCCGGCUGCACGUGGUCAAGCUGCUGGCCAGCGCCCUGAGCGCCAACGAUGCAGCCCUGACCCAGGAGCUCCUGGCACUGGAUGUGCCCAACACCAUGCUGGACCUCUUCUUCCACUACGUGUUCAACAACUUCCUGCAUGCCCAAGUGGAGUCGUGUGUGAGCGCCAUGCUGAGCGCUGGGCCUCCUUCCGACAGUGGCCUCGAGACACCUGCUCCAAACCCCGUCGUGAAACAUCUGCUGCAGCAGUGCCGCCUGGUAGAGCGCAUCCUGACCUCCUGGGAGGAGAACGACCUCGUGCAGUCUGCAGGGGGCCCUCGCAAGGGCUACAUGGGCCACUUGACGAGACUGGCCAAUGCCCUGGUGCAGAACGCGGAGAAGGGGCCCAACGCUGAGCAGCUGGGGCAGCUGCUGAAGGACCUGCCCAGUGAGCAGCAGGAGCAGUGGGAGGCCUUCGUGUCCGGACCCCUGGCAGAAACUAACAGGAAGAACACAGUGGACCUGGUGAGCACCCACCACCUGCACUCCUCCAGCGACGAUGAGGACGACCGGCUCAAGGAGUUCAGCUUCCCGGAGGAGGCGGUGCUGCAGCAGGCCUUCAUGGACUUCCAGAUGCAGCGCAUGACCUCUGCCUUCAUCGACCACUUUGGCUUCAACGACGAGGAGUUUGGGGAGCAGGAAGAGAGUGUGAACGCGCCAUUCGACAAGACCGCCAACAUCACCUUCUCCCUCAACGCCGACGACGAGAACCCCAAUGCCAGCCUGCUGGAGAUCUGCUACAAGGACCGAAUCCAGCAGUUUGAUGACGAGGAGGACGAGGACGAGGACGAGGAGGAGGGCCAGGGCUCCGGGGAAUCUGAUGAGGAGGAUGGUGCCUGGCAGGGCCGCCAGCUGGCCAGGGGAGCCCGUCUGGGCCAGCCCCCGGGUGUGCGGAGUGGAGGCAGCACAGACAGCGAGGAUGAGGACGACGAGGAGGACGAGGAUGAUGGUGACAGCCGAGUGGCCGGUGGGAGGACCGGGCCCCCCUGUCACCCCGGCCCUGGCCCCCAGCCUCCAGGCCCCAGCUGGCCAGCCACCUUUGACCCAGUGCCUACAGACACCCCGACCGGCUCCCGAGACUCUGGGGAGAAGGAGCCGAGCUCUGGUCUCCUUGCCCCACAGGGGCCCCUCGGCGCUCCCCGGGACCUCUCCGCCUUGCAGCUCAGGUCUCAGGACCCCGCGUCCCCCUCAGCACCUCAGGAAGCCACAGACGGCAGCACAGUAGCGGAGCCCUCGGCCCCCUGCCAGGCCUUGGUCAGCUUCGGGGACCUCCAGGCCACCCUCAGAGGGACACGCUCCACUCCCAGCUCCUUGAACAGUGCAACCAGAGACCCUGCUACCUCCGUCCCAGCCCCCGCGGCCUGCCAGCACCCCCAGACCACAGAGGGGGAGAAGAGCCCAGAGCCCUCAGGGCUCCCCCAAAGCCAGAGUGCCCAGGCCCUUACACCACCUCCGAUGUCCAGCGGCUCUGCCCCGGGAGGGCCAGCAUCCCUGGGCUCCCAGUAACUGCCUGGUCCUGGUGGUGGCGGCUGAAUUCUCCGUACUCCACGUGGACCCCGCCCAAGUGGGGGCAGGGCGGGUCCCACGAUGGCCCUGUUGCCCCAUCACCCCCUCCCCCCCAUCUGCCCCCACGUUCUCUCCUCUGGACUCCCAGGAGCCUGGUGCCAGGGAGACAGGCCCCUACCCACCCCCAUUUGCACUGAGAAAAGAAAUUAUGGAGUUUUGUCUCCUAGAAUAAAGAUACAGAGUCGAGUAGAGAGAAAGGAGAGAGAGAGAGACCUAUAUUAUAUAUUAUAUAGAGAGAGUGGGUGGGUGGAGAGCCAGGAGGAGGCCAGGCGGGCGGGACAGCGGGUUGGACCUUCAUCCCAUCCCGAGGACAUUGCCCCCCCCACCACCACGCCCCCAGCCUCCGGUGCAGAUGCCCACACCCACACUCGGCUCAGGUCCGCCUCGGGGGAGGGCCCGAGUGGGGGCCGUGCCUUUGCCCAGACCCUUGCCCUGGACCCUGCACUUUGACCCGGGCUGGGGGCUAGAGGACCCCUGCCCGGCCCUGCUGCCUCUGUAGGAGCUGGCAGUCCCCAUCUGAGGGGGUCUCUUCGGGGACAUUCCUGUGGGGCCCUGAUGCACUCACUGAGACUUCCACACCUCCCAUGGACCCCGGGGCGGGGGGUCGGCAGGGGUCUGGCUGGGGUCCCCUUCCCAUGCCCGAGGGUCUGGGGUCCAGCCCAGCUGCCAAGUGACCUUGUCCCAGCUCCCCCUCCCCAGGCUGGCGUGAGUGUGCGUGUGUUCGUGCCCAGCUUCUAUUUCAUAUUGCAAAUAUAAAUAAAUAAAUACAGUUUAAGAUUCCCA